CUCAAAGCGGCGCUUCCGCUUUUCGCGCGGGUCGUUUCAAAACAAGAUGAUGUUGACCCCAGCAACUGCAUCAUGCUGAAGAAGGCAGUGCUUCUGAAAAUCUCAGAAUGUCUCAUCCAAAAAGAAGAUCUAAACUUAGGACUAGACCCACUUUUAAUUUGAUGGGAUUCAUUGUUUGUAAAAGUCCACUUAUGACCGAAAAAAAUGGCAACAAAAUGUUUUUAUUUGAGUUGCGGAGUAGGAGUCAGCAGUUCAUCAUUGCAAAGGGGAACCAGUGGCAGUUGUACAAUGGUGUCCAAGUACACAAAUACAUAGAAUUAUCUAAUGUCAUUUCUACAACAAUUACUAAGGGUUUGGAUGAACAAAUUAAAGUGUUUGCCUGCACAAGUAAGACAAAGGUAUCUGUGAUUGAUGAAGGGCGAUUGAAGUCACUGGAACAGAAUCAAAAUAGUGAAAUGGAGGAAAGUUGUGCAUCGGUGAUGUCACACCAUUUUGAGUCAUCAUCAAGUGGAAACUCAGAGGCGGCUGUUGGUCAACUUGAGCAAUCAAGUAAACCUACCUCCUACCAAGGAAAGGUGACCAAAAUUAUUGAUUCUAGUGCUGGUAUUUAUGAGCUUGAUGACAAUAUAAGGCUAUAUUUGACAUAUCUUAACAAGGACAUUGGUUGUGUCGUACCAGAGAUCAGGGUAGAUUCAUGCGUUACAGUCUACAAUGCUCACUUAAAGACUGUGUCAAAGGUUCCUUGCCUUGUGUGUUGCAUGCGAUCUCAUGUUGAAGUAGUAGCAGUUACAUCUCCUUCGUAUUGCAUUUCAUUAAAUGGCUGUCUUGUCAAACUGACAACACAAUUCAUCCCAGGCUUCUAUAUGUUAACACGCUUACAAUUUCUGGUCAGGCAACUCACACUUAAACUUCCAGAAAAAUUUCAUAGAAAAAUUAGCAAGAUGAUCGGAAACAUAAUAGAGACUGAUAUUGAGCCUUGCUUACUUCCUCGGAAGAGAAAUGUUUAUGCAGAGUUCUUGAGGUCGCCUCAUCAAACCUGUAUCGUCGAUGAUGUUCAACCACAGAUAAAAAUAAAGAAUCUCUUUUCCUUGCCAAGUCUAGAUGAGUUGAAGAAAGAAAUUAUUCAUCAAUUCACCAAUUCAAAUUGUUGUCGUGGAAAAUCAUAUGGACAUUAUGUUAGUUCUUCAACCACUUUCAAAAACCCAAAGAUAUUGAUUGCUUUCCUCACAUCCAACGCUGCGACUGGAACUUUGAGUCUACAGGACGAGACAGGAAGCAUUGACUGCGUAGUAACAAGUUUAAAAUCAGACUCCCUCCCAAGCCAUAUAUGCAAACAUAUUAGUUGCUUCCAACGAAAAGAUCAGUCAUUGUACGCACCAUACUCCUACAUUUGUCCGUAUGCCCAUGUCUGGAAUCUUAAUGGUCUUUUGAAAAUUUCACAAUUUUUGAUGAUACAUGAGCAGUUCAGUAAAGGAGACGAUGCAGUGAUGGUGAGGUCGUAUAUCAUGUUUGAUAUGCGACAAGCUGUGUACAUCACUUCACACAAUCUGUCAUCUACGACAUGUUUCAAGCUUCCAUCUACAUCAGUUACAUCAAAAGAAUUAACAACCAUUGGGACACAAGAUAAAAUGUAUACAAUUAAAAUAAUAAAGAAAGGGAACUUGAUGAAAAGACUAACAAAAACCGAAAGCAGUAUUUCAUUCACAAUUGAUGCCAUCAUGUUUCAUGACACAGUUCCAAACGUUACUAACACUGCCUCACAAGAUGCUGGUCUGCCCUCGGCUGUUACGCUAGAUAAAAGCAAUAACCCAACGAGUCGUAAUGUUGUUGUAAAGUUUGAGGGAGCCGCUGUGAAGUGGUAUCCCGUCUUGUAUGCAGGAUGUUGCUACCAAAUUAUUAAACACACAUGCGUGGAUGAUAAUUGGAAGAUAUUGGAGAAGAUGAGCAACCAGUGUACACUUACUGUCAAUGAGCGUGAUGUUAUCCAGCAGUGCAUGGUUAAAUCCUCCAAUCAGUAUGCUGACGAUUCUGAUGUAGUUCUUUCUGUUGAAGGUAUCAUCUCAAGCUUCAAGUCUGCGAAGAAAGUUGUUUCCUUCACUGGAGUGGUUGCUGUCUGUGGCAUGUACAAUUCACAAACACCUUCCCAACAUGGUUCUGUCUAUAUGCAUCUGAAAGUAAUUGAUACGGCAUCAAGCAUUUAUAAUUAUGCAUUGAGUCUUCCCGUAUCUAUACAGUGUUCUGUUCAACAAUAUCCACUAGGAAUUCUUCCACAAGCUCUCAUUUGUAUAAGAGGAGUUGAAGUUAACAGAUCCAAAGGUAAAAUACACUGCCAAAGUGGAGCAUUGACAUCUAUUCAAAUACUACAUAUUCCUAGUACUGUAACUGAAAACAAUGUCCAUGGUGAACCUGAAGUGACAUCAGAAGCUCAGACCACAUACGGCAUUCACAUUUUGAGGUCACUGUUAUCUGGCAACAAGGAAACUAAUUUUAUAAUUAAUGGCUUCAUCACUGCCCUCUACAGCCUCAAUAUCAGAUGGCUGUGUUUCCUGUGUAAAUCACAUGAGCAAUGUACAUGUUGUUUAUCAGAUGAACAUGCUGAGGGUUGCAUGAGUUUUUCUGCAAGAUUACUUAUUGACGAUGGUACAGCUUCUGUGCAUGUAUGGUGCACAGAGAGCCAAUCAAUUGCAAGCAUCUUAGGCCUACCUGACCAUAGGUGGCAGCAAAUAUUAGAUGUUAUCAAAAGAGAUGGACCAUUCCACUUUAAUUUAUUCAAUGAUUUGUUUGAUAAGUGUGAUGUAAAGAACCUACUGAAGCAGUUGUGUAUGAGCAACGUAAUAAAUCACCCAAUCCAGUUGCAUUGUUCCUCGGCAUAUCUCAGGUCAACGGAUGAAAGGAGCAGUAGUGAACAGCUGUGGGUACAGGCUACUGUGAGUUCACACAAUUAGGAACUCGAGACGAGUAGGGGUUACCCUGGUGUGCUGGUCCACCCGUCCUAUAUUUUUUAGUACAGACAAGAGAUAGUGUUGGCCUAAAGGAGACUAAAAGUGACUUUUAGGAAAAAACAUUUUUCAAAUGAGAUUAUCUACAGUUAACCUGUGAGUCAGUAUACAAAUAAUGAAUGUUUAUGAGUGCAGCGGGAAGAAUAUUUUCUUGAGUUAAGAGAUUGACUGUUCCAUUCAAUGAGUUGGAAGCGAGUUGAAUGAAACAGUCAAUUUUUCAAUUCAAGAAAAUAUUCUAUCCAUUGCGCAAAUAAAAAGACAUUCAUUAUUUGUUUAUUAUUCUACCAUAUCUUAUGAGAACCUCCAAGAUUUGAUUUUUGAAGGCUUUUGUUAGUUUUCAACACAGAUAAACUAGAAUAAUAGAAAAUUAUAUCUUAACAAAUAAUUUAUUCUAUUAAUUAGUAGAAUUUGUCAAUGAAUUUUACUGUAAAAUAUUAAUACAUUUUGGCCCAAUAAUCGAAACUGGCCCCCAUUUGGUCAUUUCAUUUAAAUUCCGCACUCAGCAGAUCCCAUAGGGUCGGUGGCACUAAAAGCGAGAAACGGCAUGCUAUACUGGUGAAAUUCUGUUCUUAUCGCAAGAGAAACGAAGUAAUUAAAUCUAGACGAAAAUUCAAAGGCUCAUCUAUUGGUAUCCAGGAAGACCUAACAUAUGCAAGAAAUACAUUAUUACAGAAGGUAAAAGCUCUUCCAUUGGUCAGGAAAGCUUGGUCUAUCGACGAAAAAAUUAUGGCCCUAGUGCAGAAACAUGAUGGUUCAGAGUAUGUUAAGUAUUUCAAAUCUAUUGACGAGUAGAAGAGGAGGUUGCAAAGUUACAUCUUACUGAGAAAACAUUUAUAACAAAAACUUUACUUACAUCUAAAAUAAAAAAAUUAAUUUACAGGAAAACAAACUAUUUAAUGGCUUAUACAUUGUAUAAUUAUUAAGUUCUUAAUUAAAUAUAGUAUUAUUAUUGCUUAUUGCUAUUGCCUGUAUUGUUAAUAUUAUUGAUAAAAAAAAG
Messenger RNA from Anneissia japonica, 3996 nucleotides. RefSeq lists its product as uncharacterized. The record is from RefSeq and is a predicted model, not a curated record. Gene Ontology annotation, molecular function: telomeric repeat DNA binding; single-stranded DNA binding. Bases 108 to 2945 code for a protein of 945 amino acids. Gene Ontology annotation, biological process: telomere maintenance via telomere lengthening; positive regulation of DNA replication. The transcript has 21 exons. Gene Ontology annotation, cellular component: CST complex. Lineage: Eukaryota; Metazoa; Echinodermata; Crinoidea; Comatulida; Comatulidae.